GGCAGAUCUUCGGGUUACACCCGUCGCUAGUGCCGGAAAAGUUGCUGGGUCCGAGCUCCUCCCCAACUUUUUCGCAUCUCAAUAUCAUCGAGUCGAUCUCCCGCACAGCAAAAGUAUCGCUCCACCGGAAUGGCACCAGAAGACGUGAAGGGCAAGAAGCGCAAAGGCGCUGUCGAAGCCGCCCCGAAGCCCAAAAAGCAGAAGAAGUCAGACGACAUCAACGCUGGGGCCGUCGAGGCUCCAGUCAAGACCAAGGCUUCUCGCAAGAAGGCCGAAGAUUUCUUCGACGAGGACAAGCCUGUACAGGACAAGGGUGUGAAGGAAAAGAAGGGCAAGAGGAAGAGUGAAGCUACUACUGAGGUCAAUGGAGGAUUGGAGUCGGUCGCGAAGAAGCCCAAGAAAGCAAGUAGAACUAAGGAAUCUGCCGACGUGGAAGACAAGGAUGCAGUCGCAGAGGAGCAGUCCGCCGUGAAGGCAAGUAAAGUCUCGAAAAAGGGGAAGAAGGCCAAAGCACAGGAGAAACCCAAAGAGCCGACACCAGAGGCCGCACCGGAAGAACAACAUGGCGAGUCUGACGAGGAAGAGGAUGACCAAACCGCUGCUCUUCUUGCUGGCUUCGAGAGCGACCGUGACGAAAGUGACGCUGAGAAGGAGGACGAGGGCCUGGAUGCUGAAUCUCUCAAGGAGAAGGUACCCAAAGGUCUUAUGAAGAAGCUGAAGGAUGUGAAUGAGGAAGACAGUAAACCUGGGGUCAUAUUCGUUGGACGCAUUCCGCAUGGUUUCUUCGAAUCUCAGAUGAAGGCCUACUUCUCCCAGUUCGGCACUGUCACUCGACUCCGCCUUUCCCGUAACAAGAAGACUGGCGCUCCCAAGCAUUAUGCGUUCGUAGAAUUUGCCUCCUCCGAAGUCGCUGAGAUCGUCGCGAAGACCAUGGACAAGUACCUGAUGUUCAACCAUAUCCUCCAGUGCAAGUUCAUCCCACCUGAGCAGGUCCACCCCAACCUCUUCGAGGGCGCCAACAGGCGAUACAAGAAGAUUCCCCGGAAUAAGAUGGCAGGCCUGCAAAUGGUCCGCGGAGCAGAGCGAGCUGUUUGGGAGAAGAGAAUCGACAAUGAGAACAAGCGCAGAACGAAGAAGAACAAGGAUCUAAAGGAGAAGCUUGGCUAUGAGUAUGAGCUGCCUGCCUUGAAGCCUGUCGAUGCUGUUCCAAAGAAAUCAGAUGCUCUUGAGGACGGUUCGGGCCAAAAGUUGAUCGAGGCUCCCGCAAAGACCGACGCUGAUGGGGAAAAGAGCGCCGUCUCUGAGAAGGCGGCCCCCAAGAGCAAGGAUGCCAAGACAGAGGAACCACAGACCUCGGCAGUCGGGCCCAAGAAGACUAAAAAGUCAAAGAAACAGGGCGAGGAGCCGGAGCCUGUCAAGCAAGGCGUGAAGGAAAAGAAGCGGAAGUCUCUUACUACAUCCGAGGUAGACGGAGGCAAGCCUAAGAAGGCGAAGAAGAGCAAGGCUUAAGUCGUCUCGUCUAUGGUCUCUUAAAGCGUUGGCUGUAGCCCAAGUGAGGAGGCUUGCGUUUCUCUGGCCGACGGGACUUUCUGCGGCUACUCUGGCGAAAACGAUGGCAUUAUCUGUUUCCCUGAUGACUCUGGGCUAUGUAUACCCAAACUCUCAAUAGGAAUAGAGAAGGUAUGCGAUACUUUUAGUUCCAUUCAUGCUUAAUGCUACUCCAUAUGCUUUAGCACGAUGAGG
Westerdykella ornata is the source of this 1743-nucleotide messenger RNA. RefSeq lists its product as uncharacterized. NCBI's taxonomy places the organism in Eukaryota, Fungi, Ascomycota, Dothideomycetes, Pleosporales, Sporormiaceae. The transcript has 3 exons. Gene Ontology annotation, biological process: maturation of LSU-rRNA from tricistronic rRNA transcript (SSU-rRNA, 5.8S rRNA, LSU-rRNA). The record is from RefSeq and is a predicted model, not a curated record. Gene Ontology annotation, cellular component: nucleolus. Gene Ontology annotation, molecular function: RNA binding. The coding region runs from base 130 to 1509 and encodes 459 amino acids.